GGCUUGCCGCUCAUUCUGACGCUCGCUGUUGAACCGUACGGACGCUCUCGCGGCUUUCGCGUUAUUGUUGGUUGGCUCGAUUAACGUUGGAUUAAAAAAACGAUCGUGAAGUUGUUAGUAAAUAAUAAGAAACACCUGAUAUACGUCCAUAUAAAAACCAUUGAGUUUAAUUUAGAAAACCUCUUAAUUUAAGUGAAAAAUUCUAUAAAUCAAACCGUGCUUGUGACUUGCAAACGUUGGUAAAAGCAACAAAAGUGCCUUUUCUCUUACUCUUGCAAACGUACAAAUACUCUCACAUAGCCGUGUGUAUGUGUGAGCCCACGACGGGUUGGUAACAAAUACAAGUACAAGCUGUUUGAACAACGCGCUCUCAGCCAUUGUCUGUGUGUGUGCGCGCUUGCGUGUGUGUGAAACCACUUUUUACCUGGAUUUACCUGUUUGUGCUUGUGCGAGUGAAAUAAGCCGAAGAGUCGAAACGAAGCAGCGAACAAAGCGGAGUUGGCAAUAAAAUGAAUACCAAAGCAAUGUCGAAUGAGUGAAUGAUGUUUGAAAUGUACAAGGUAUAUAGUACAUAAAAGUAAAUAAAUGCAUUCUAAUAAAUAAUAUUAAUAUACAUUGCUCUGUGCACUGUGUGUGGCAUUCGAUUUAUUCGAUUCGAUUCAAUUCAAGUGAAUGAUGUUUGUGUGCGAUUGUGUCCGUUGCCAUGAAAAUGCAGUCUAAACAAACGGCGAAACACACGAACACAAACAAACAACAACAAUUGUGAAGCAAAUAGAGAGAGAGAGAAUUCGAGUUCAAUAGAAAACGUAAAUUGAAACUGUGCGGAAAGAGGAAGGCGUAGGUAGAAGCGAGAACCUGCGAUCGUUGUAUACUACAGUCGACUCACACACACACACCUACAUAAAAAUCACCUUAGAUAAAAUACUAAAAUAAAAUACUAGUUGAAAUACUCGGUGAUUCAUAAAAAUAAAGUGUUUGUUGCCGUGAUGAUUUCAACUACAUGAGUUCGUGCUCCCCUAUCUAUACCCCUCCUCCAGUGUAAACAGAAUAAAAUGCAAUAAAAUGUCGUUACAAAUACAAAACAACAACAACAACAGCGAAAGCAACAACAACAACAGCGAAAAUCCAGCACAACAACAGCCACAUCAGCAGCAUAAGCGAAAAUGUCGCCGUCAAAGAAGAAAUUGCAGCAACAGCAACAGUUACAGCUACAGUUACACCUGCCCACAGCCACGCCCACUGACAAGGCUGAUGGCAUUGGCGAUAGUUUUAGCAAUCACCGCCUACUGUUCUCCCGCCCUUCUUGUAGAAGCCAUCCAAGCCGGCUCCAGUCCAAGCUCCAGCUCGAGUGCGUCGGCUUUUCACAUGACGACGAUCGGUGGAUUCACGGGCGACAACCGGAAACCCGCGUUCAUUAACUGCGCCGGAUACGCGCCGUCCGUGAAGGAGGAACAGCCGGAGAAUACGUAUGUGUUUACGGUGCAAGCGGUUGAUCCUGAUCCCGAUCAGGAGAUAAGCUACAGUCUCGUACAAUCGGCGGCAGAUCGAACAAAAUUCAUUAUCAAUCCAAGCUCCGGUGUCAUCAUGACGGCGCAUACCUUCGACCGGGAUGAACCAAUCCACGAGAAGUUCGUGUUUGUUACGGUUCAGGCCACGGAUAACGGUCUGCCGCCCCUCGACGAUGUCUGCACAUUCAACGUGACCAUCGAGGACAUCAACGAUAAUCCUCCCGUCUUCAACAAGGCUCGCUACGAUGAGUCCAUGUCCGAGAAUACAAACCUCGACGCGGUCGUCAUGUCGAUCAGUGCCAGCGACUUUGAUGACGGUAACAACAGCAUCGUCGAGUACGAGAUUCUGCGGGAGCGCGACUUUCAAUACUUUAAGAUUGACAAAGAGUCGGGAAUCAUUUAUCUGCAGCGUCCGAUUGAUAAGAGACCUGGACAAAUGUAUACGAUAAAUGUGCGUGCCUAUAAUAUUGUGCCAGAUCCUCUGCAGGAGGCGCAUAUUGAGGUUCGGAUACGUGUGGUGGAGUCAUCGAUAAAGCCGCCUUCGUUCGUCGAUCCCAUUGACGUGCCCAUCUAUUUGAAGGAGGAUCUAAUGAACUUCUCGGAACCGAUUGUCACACUGCGUGCUGUGUCCAACAUGCCCGACAAGCCGGAAGUGAUCUUCGAGCUGAUCACGGGUCGCACCGAACAGACGAAUGGCAAGAAUACCUUUGUGUUUAACCAAAUUGGCAACGAAGUGACCAUCAGGCUGGGCAAGAGUCUCGACUACGAAUCCAUCACUGCUUACUCCCUGACAAUGAGUGUGAGAAACACCUUUGAGCUGGCCGCCGAGCAUAACAUUAAGAUAAUGGUGGAGGAUGUCAAUGAUAAUAUACCAUUCUUUACGGAAGUCAAGUCGGGUACGAUUUUGGAGAACGAGCCACCAGGAACACCUGUAAUGCAGGUGCGCGCCUUCGACAUGGAUGGAACGCCAGCUAACAAUAUUGUCACCUUUGAGUUGGCCGACAAUCGUGAUCUAUUUGCCAUCGAUCCUAACACCGGCAACAUUACGGCUCUAACCACUUUUGAUCGGGAGGAACGAGACUUUUACAACGUUAAGGUCAGCGCAACGGAUAAUUCUCCAUCCAGUCUGUUUAACAAUGGAGACCAUAAUCAUGGCAAUCAGGUGUUCCGGAUAUCCAUUGGCGAUAAAAACGAUCACAAGCCGCACUUCCAGCAGACAACAUAUCUGGCCGAUAAACUACUUGAGGAUGCCAAUACCAACUUUGAGGUGAUCGAGGUUAAGGCCGAGGAUGAGGAUAAUGCCUCGCAGAUUGUCUACAGCAUUGAGAGCGGCAACGUGGGAGAUGCCUUCAAGAUUGGCCUCAAGACUGGCAAGAUUACGGUUAACCAGCGUCUCGAUUACGAAACGAUCACGGAAUACGAGCUGAAGGUUCGCGCUUUCGACGGCAUCUACGAUGAUUUCACCACCGUGAUUGUCAAAAUCGAGGAUGUCAACGAUAAUCCGCCGGUGUUCAAGGAGGAGUACAGCAAGACGAUCCAAGAGGGACCAAUUCUGUCCAACGAUUGUAUACUGAAUAUUGAAGCAUAUGAUCCGGAUAUCAAGGAUCGCAAUGCCGAUCAGCACAUCGUGUAUUCCAUUGUCAAAGAGGAUCACAAGAAGUUCCUGACCAUCGACAAUUCCGGCUGUUUGCGUCUCAUUCAACCUCUGGAUCGUGAUCCUCCAAAUGGACACAAGAGCUGGCAGGUGUUAAUCGCGGCUAGCGAUCAGGACGGAGUUGGAACGACCCUCAAGUCUGUAAAGCCCGUGAUCAUCACACUGGAAGAUGUCAAUGACAAUGCUCCAUUUCUGAUCAAUCAAAUGCCUGUCAUCUGGCCGGAGAACCGUAAUCCUGGUCAGGUUGUGCAGUUGUUGGCAAAUGAUUACGAUGAACCUCAGAAUGGUCCGCCUUUUGGCUUUGGCAUUGACAGCGAAGCCUCUGCCGACAUCAAGACCAAGUUUAGCAUAGAUCACGAUUAUCUCUUUGCAAAUGUUCAGUUCGAUCGGGAGGAGCAGAAGGAGUACUUCAUCCCAAUCAGGGUUAGCGAUUCGGGUCACCCCAAACAGAGCUCGGUGAGCAUACUCCAUCUCAUCAUUGGUGAUGUGAACGACAAUGCCAUGUCGGAGGGCUCUUCGCGCAUCUUCAUGUACAACUACAAGGGCGAGGCGCAGGACACGGACAUCGGUCGGGUAUUUGUGGACGAUAACGAUGACUGGGAUUUGGAUGACAAGAGCUUUGAAUGGAAGAAUGGGAUACCACACGAACAGUUUCGUCUCAAUCCCAGCACUGGCAUGAUCACAAUGCUCUACGGCACCCAGGAGGGUGAAUACUUCUUGACCUUUACAGUUACCGAGGACGCAGUCCUGAUACCUCGACACUCCGUGGAUGCCGAAGUCACUGUUCUGAUCCGAACACUGCCAGAGGAGGCUGUGGACAAGAGUGGCAGCAUACGGUUCUACAACAUCACCAAGGAGGAGUUCAUUACCGUAAAGCGGGACGUCCAGGCGGAUGACAACUUUUCGCUGAAGGAUCGUCUCCAACUUUCGCUGGCCACGCUCUUCAACACUUCAGUCUCGAACGUGGAUGUCUUCACCGUACUUCAGAAUGAGAAUCGCACCCUGGACGUGCGCUUCUCCGCCCACGGAUCGCCCUACUACGCUCCCGAGAAGCUCAACGGGAUCGUGGCACAGAAUCAACAGCAACUGGAGAAUGAUCUCGACCUGCAGAUGCUCAUGGUCAACAUCGAUGAGUGUCUUAUCGAAAAACUCAAGUGCGAGAGUUCCUGCACCAACGAGCUGAUCAAGAGCUCUGUUCCCUACAUGAUCUACUCCAACAAGAGCUCCUUUGUGGGCGUCAAUGCCUUUGUCCAGGCGCAGUGUGUCUGCGGGUCGCUUUUACCCGAAUCUCCCUGCCUGAAUGGAGGAUCCCGUCGAUACGGCGAGAACGAUGCCUGUGACUGCAUCGAGGGAUUCACUGGACCUCAUUGCGAACUGGUCUCCGUGGGCUUCUAUGGCAAUGGCCACGCCUUCUAUGAGCCCAUCUCCGUCUGCGAUAACACGCGCAUCAGCAUGGAGAUUGCGCCACAGCACGAGCAGGGACUGGUCAUGUAUCUGGGCCCACUCAACUAUAAUCCUCUGCUGCCGCUGUCGGACUUUUUGGCGUUGGAACUGGACAGGGGCUAUCCGGUGCUGAGCGUGGACUACGGAUCGGGCAUGGUCCGCAUCAAGCAUAAGCAUAUUCAACUGCAACCGGGUCGAUCAUAUCAGCUGGACAUCAUCCUACAAAGGGCCAGCAUCGAGAUGACCGUCGACAACUGUCGCCUGUCCACCUGCAUGAGCCUAGGUGCUCCUCAGGGUCCCAAUGAGUUCCUCAACGUGAAUGCGCCUCUGUUGCUGGGAGGUGCUCCCGUGGAUCUAUCACAACUGGGUCGCCAGUUCAACUGGACCCAUGUGCCCAAUCAGCAGGGAUUCUUUGGCUGCGUCCGCAAUCUGACUGUGAAUGAUCGCACCUAUAACCUAGGCAUGCCGUCCCUGUCCAAGAACAUCGACAGUGGAUGUCAACGUGCGGUGGCGGUCGCUGUCAGCUUUGGAAUCGAUCGUAACUUUAUCAUUGCGAUCAUCACCUGUAUUGCCCUGCUGCUGAUCAUUCUGCUGGCCGUCGUGGUGCAGAAGAAGCAGAAGAAUGGAUGGCAUGAGAAGGACAUUGACGACAUUCGCGAGACGAUCAUUAACUACGAGGAUGAGGGAGGCGGCGAAAGGGAUACCGACUACGAUCUGAACGUGCUGCGCACUCAGCCCUUUUAUGAAGAGAAGCUCUACAAGGAUCCUCAUGCGCUGCAAUCGGGCAUGCGUGAUCCCAACGAUAUACCCGAUAUUGGCGACUUCCUUGGUGGGAAGAAGGAGAACUGUGACCGCGACACGGGCGCCUUCACAGUGGACGAUGUGCGGCAUUAUGCUUACGAAGGCGAUGGCAACUCCGACGGCAGCCUGUCCAGCCUGGCAUCCUGCACCGAUGACGGCGAUCUCAAUUUCGACUAUCUGUCCAACUUUGGACCGCGUUUCCGCAAACUGGCCGACAUGUACGGCGAGGAACCCUCCGAUACUGACUCCAAUGUGGAUGACGAGCAGGGUUGGCGCAUCUGAGAAGGCAGAAACAGGAUCAGGACCAAGACCAGAAUAGGUAGCGAGUACGAAAUUGAAAAGACUUUUACGUUUACGAUAAGUUGUGUAGGGCGACGGGACGCCGGCUUAGCCGGAUGGAUCCCAAACUCGGCGAAUCGACGACGUGCCGUGCGCUCUUGAAGACAUUGCAAAUAUAAAUAAUAUAUGUAAUAGAGAUAGUAUUUUUUAUAAUCGAGGAGGAUCAUUGCAAGGGCAUAGGAACACCUCUUUUGUUUGUUAUCGCAAAACGUGAUCUUGAUCUUACGUAAAGAAAUCUAAAACUAAUCUUUAAUUUAGCGAAGAAACUGCGAACCGAACCGAACAAAGCGUAUUCAGCAGGAGGAUUGUUGUCUGUAUUUUUCAACAAAAUAUAGAAUAGAACACACAAAUACAUAUACAUAUUACAAAUACAUAUAUUACAUACCCUUAUGUAGCAUAUACAUUUAAGCUAAAAAUCUAACAAAAGAACGAAGAAAUACACAAAAAAGAAAAAACAAAUUAUGAAAAUCAAUCAAAAUAAAUUCAACGAAAAUUCCUACGAAAUUAAUUAUUAUAAUUAAAUGAAACAGAUGGCAUUUGUUUUCUGCAUAAUUCCAACAUGAACGUUUAUUAUUAUAAUUUAGUUAAUAAUAUGUUAAUUUAAUGUACAAGUUCUACAAAAGGCAUUAUGUUUAGGCUUAGUCAACAAUGAAACUCCCAACUUGCGGGUCUUGAAGCUCGUUGAAACUUCCGAAUAACAAUUAAAAUUAAACUUAAGACAAGUCGAUAUAAUCUAUAAAUUAUAAUUAAUUUAUAUUCAUCAAAAAGAAAAGAGAUAAUUGCUUAAGUUUUCGCUGUAAAUGUAUCUAUAUAUUCUGGAUAUCAAUCAAAACUAUCGAAUCGAAGGGUUUAGCUAGACGCUGUAAUUAUUAAAUAAAAACAUAUUCACAUAUAUGUAGAUAUGACUGUGUGUGUUCCAUAUAUAGAAAUCGAAAUGAAGGAAGAAAACUAAGUUUUAUGUGAAAAUGAAAGAAAAAUAUUUAAUAAUAAUAAAUAAAUGCGAUAUGCGAUAUGUA
Messenger RNA from Drosophila innubila, 6761 nucleotides. RefSeq names its product DE-cadherin (gene shg). The transcript is spliced from 2 exons. The coding region runs from base 1063 to 5688 and encodes 1541 amino acids. Lineage: Eukaryota; Metazoa; Arthropoda; Insecta; Diptera; Drosophilidae. The record is from RefSeq and is a predicted model, not a curated record. Gene Ontology annotation, molecular function: calcium ion binding; cadherin binding. Gene Ontology annotation, cellular component: catenin complex; adherens junction; plasma membrane. Gene Ontology annotation, biological process: adherens junction organization; multicellular organism development; calcium-dependent cell-cell adhesion.